AUACUAUUGAUUAUUCUUGUGGUUCAUCAUUUUCUAAAGCAGAUAACUUAUUCGGUGUUCAAAACCAACAAUCAAUUAGUAAACCAGAAGAUAAUUUAGAAAUAAAAAGUAAUUCAGAAUUAGUAGUUGCUAGAUUAGGAUCAAAAAAUAAAAGACGUGUUAGCAAUGAAAUUGAAUCAAGUAGUAAAGAUAAUUCAACUAAUGAGACUUUGUUAUUAAGCCAAAAUAAAAUGGAUGAUUUGCAAUAUUCAGAUUCAGAAAUUUGGAAAAAUCUAUUCUAUAAAAGUACUGAUAUUAAUAGUGAAUUAAUAGAUAGUAAUGAGAGUGAUAAUUACGAUAAUAAUGAAUUAGUAAAUAGCAAUGAGAGUGACGAUAAUGAUAAUGAUGAAUUAGUAAAUAGUAAUGAGAGUGACAAUGAUAAUGAUGAAUUAGUAAAUAGUAAUGAGAGUGAUGAUGAUUUUAAUAUAUUUGUGAAUAGUAAUGAAAGUGAUGAUGACUUUAAUGAAUCUGUGAAUAAUAAUGAAAGCGAUAAAUUAGUGGAUAGUGAAAAAAGUGAUUAUGAUUCUGAAACUAAAAGCUUGUCAAAUUUUGGAUUAUUGGAUGCAGAUAAACCAACAAUCAAACAGUUAUUUGAAAAAGUGUUUGUAAAUGAUAGGCUAACUUGUAAUUCUCCAAUGGAAAAGGCAUAUUAUUCUGCACAAAUAUUUUUACUAUUAUGCUAUAAGUGUGGAGAUACUGAUAUUGUUAUUCCAAUUCCAGCUACCCAAUAUCCAUUGUGUACAGAAUGCAUACAAAAAG
Molecule: messenger RNA, 798 nt
Organism: Racocetra persica
Lineage: Eukaryota; Fungi; Glomeromycota; Glomeromycetes; Diversisporales; Gigasporaceae
Source: the annotation of a GenBank genome assembly